AUGGCGAAUAGGUUGGGAAAUGUGAGUGGGUUGUCAAUGUUCAGCGAGGAAAAGCUUAGAGAAAUGAGUGGGGCGAAACUUCUUGAUGAGAUUAUGUUGAAGUCAUGUGUGGGUGUACUAGUCAUAGAUAUGGUGAUAUUGUUAAUGCAUGGGAAAAAGAAUAUGCAGCAUAUGAUUUUGAAUUUACUAAUCAAAUUAAGAACAUCAGGUUUACCAAAUCAUAGAAUUAAAUUGAAAGUUGGUACUCCCAUUAUGCUUAUGAGAAAUUUGGACCAAUCAGAUGGAUUGUGUAAUGGAACAAGAUUGAUUGUCACAAGAUUGGCCAGUCAUGUCAGUGAGGCAAAAAUUAUUUCUGGCAAGAACAUAGGUAACCUUUUUUACAUUCCUCGAAUGUCUAUGUCACCUUCUGAGUCACCGUGGCCAUUUAAGUUGAUUAGGAGACAAUUUCCGAUUAUUGUCUCUUACGCAAUGACAAUUAAUAAGUCUCAAGGUCAGUCUCUUGAUAGUGUUGGUUUGUAUUUGCCUUCUCCCGUGUUUAGUCAUGGACAAUUUUAUGUUGCAAUCUCAAGAGUUACUACAAAAAGUGGUCUUAAAAUCUUAAUACACGACAAAGAGAAUGUUCCGUGCUCCAUUACCACUAAUGUUGUAUACAAGGAGGUUUUCCAAUCACUUUGUUAG
Vicia villosa (hairy vetch) is the source of this 678-nucleotide messenger RNA. RefSeq lists its product as uncharacterized. The transcript is spliced from 2 exons. The coding region runs from base 1 to 678 and encodes 225 amino acids. The record is from RefSeq and is a predicted model, not a curated record. Lineage: Eukaryota; Viridiplantae; Streptophyta; Magnoliopsida; Fabales; Fabaceae.